CGAGAUAUAAUUAUUUAUAGAAAAACACGGUCGGCGGCGCGGCGUGCGGCCGCUCGCAAGUUGCAACUCUAUCCGUCGUAUUUGUGGACGCGCGCCGGGCGCGGCCCGCGAGUUGCGACCUCAUUGUGAGUGUAGUGCGCUAAUAGUAUAAUAUAUUAUUAUCGAAGCCAACGCUGAAGUACAACUAUUAGUUAGUGGCAGAAGUGACCUAGGGGACCUAGGGGAAUGUCGCGAUGACGCAGGAGGGUCCAGACCGUGUGGAGUGCGACGGCGGCGGCGGGUGGCAGGGCGCGGGGCAGCACGAGGCGAGCGCGCGCGUCGUGCUGCAUUGCGUGUUGGCGCAGUGCGCGGCGCCCGACCUGUGGCGCUGCGGUGCAGUGUGUCGCGCGUGGCGUCGCGCCGCCGCCGACGCGCAGCUGUGGCGCCGCCUGCUACAGCCGCGAGCGCGCCCCGCCACGCUUGCGGCGCUGGCGGGUUUGAACGAAAUAGCGGGAUGUUACGAUGAUGAAGCCAGCGUUUCGACGGGCGGGUGGUGGCGCGGACAAUACGCUCUGUCAGCGGCGCGCUGGCGGCGUCGCGGGCAGCUCGCCGCCGCUGCCGACGGCGCCGCUAUCGCCGCCGCCGCGCUGCACCGCGCCGCUUCGCUGUUGGCCCUGUUGCGGGAUGACGGACGCAUCACGGUUUGGAGCUCCACCUCGACCGAAUACGAGCCAGCGGAUCCCGCUUCGUGGCAAAAGCGGUGGGAGGGUGGCGCGGGGGCCGAGUGGAGCUGCGGGGCGGACGCGCGCUGGGCGCCGCGCGCGCCGCGCCUGCUCGUCGCCGGCACACUCGCCCUGGCCGACAGACUAGAAGUUAUCGUGUACGACUUCGAAGUCCCGGGGCGCGGCGCGGUGCUUUGCCGCGCGACGGCGGUGGGUGCGGGUGGCGCGGCGGGCUGCUGGGUCGACGACGCCGUCUUCCUCACGCUGGAGCUGCGGCUGCUGGCGCCCGGACAUGCCUGCACCACGGUCUGGCUCAAUGCCGCCACGCAAAAAACUCAAUCAGAGCACGCCGGAGUGAUGUCGCCGCUGUUGAGAAUCUACAACGAGUCUGCAGCGACUAUAUCUGACGUGGCGGUAGUAGAGCUUCCACCGGAAUCGAAGGUGGGAGCGGAACCGGGAGCGAAGGCAGGAGCAGAGGCAGAAGCGGAGGCAGGGGCGAAGGCGGGGGCGGAUGUCGAGCUCGGCUGCCGCGAGCCCGAUACCACAUACUACCACGCACUCGCUUCCAAACAUCGAUCGACUCCUACCGGCAUGCACGGGUUGAUCGCGGUUGGCGGAGCUACGGGCGGGGAGCGGGGCUGCGGACGGGCGCUGCUGCUGUGGCGACUGCCGCGGUCGCUGGCGCCGGCGCAGCUGCUGGUACGGGACGGGCUGGCGGAGCGCGUGCGACGGCGGCGCGAGCGCCCUCAUACGCCGCCGCCGGAGGUGGAGCCCGACGAGGCUGCCGUACGCGCGCUCUGCACGCCGCCGCAGGCGUUCUGUCUACUGCCCUCACAAAUUUUAGGUUUCAUCGUGCAUCCCAACGAGCGGUGUGUGUGGGCGUGGUGCACGGCAGGCGCGGCGUGCGCAUCGCUGCCGACGCUGCGGCCGCUGCUGUGGCUACCGGCUGCCCCCGCGCCCCGCCCUGCUCCCGGUUUGCUGCCGUACCGCGUUCUACCCGCUGUCGACGACGACCUAUUCAUCACGCCGAUGGGUGGCGGCAGUGGUUGUGCGUGGACGUGGGUGGUGCGGGCCGGCGCGGCGGGCGCGGCGCUGUCAGCGGCCGCGCCGGUGCUGGCGACGCUGCUGCUGCCGCGCCCGCACUCACACCGAGUGCCGCCGACGCUUGCGCUGCUUACGACCGACGCGUUAGAGUUGUGGCAGAUCCGACUACCGUAAAGCCAUUUUACUAUGCGGCCAACUGGAAUAAGGUCUCGGUGGCCACCUAGAACGCGAUCGCAGUAGGGUCGCUAGCCCCGGCCGCGGACAUGGCGCUGC
Molecule: messenger RNA, 2018 nt
Organism: Aricia agestis (brown argus)
Lineage: Eukaryota; Metazoa; Arthropoda; Insecta; Lepidoptera; Lycaenidae
Gene: Fbw5
Exons: 11
Coding region: 234-1919 (561 amino acids)
Biological process (GO): protein ubiquitination
Cellular component (GO): SCF ubiquitin ligase complex; Cul4-RING E3 ubiquitin ligase complex
Molecular function (GO): protein binding
Source: RefSeq, a predicted model, not a curated record